CCAAUAGAAAUCAUUUCUUCUUGCCGCCAUCUUUGUUAAUGGAAGUGCAUGUGGGGAAAAUAGUCUAAUUUUUGUUAAAUUGACAGCCUAUAUCCCCAAAUCAAGUAAAGACAUUCCUGUAGUCUAAGGCUAAGAGACGUGGGAAAAUGGAUCGCCCAGGUUCCCACUCUCAAAAAGUUCCGUAUGCUCGGAAAGAGGGUCGUAAGUCUUUGUUUUCAAAAGUAAAGGACUCCAUGCGUGAUAUGCUCUCACCAUCAUGGUUAUCUGACAUAGUCACCAGUGUAAAGAAGGAGUCUCCCCCUAAAGUAACACAAGAUAAUGCCACAGCAGCACCGCCUUUUAGUGGAGGUGUUCCACAACAGAGCAUGGUGCCCAAUGCCCCAGGAGUGGUCGUGACUCCGCAAACAUUUGCACCAUAUCCCGGUCAGUCAUUGGUUAACGGUCAGCCAAGGACCUUGGACUUCUCUAACCAGAGCCCAGCACUGGUGCCCUCACCCUAUCAGACUGGAGCCUUCCUUCCACCGGUGUCAGAGUUUACCUCUGCCCAGUUGCCACUAAACAGGCUUGCAGAGAAGACUGACAGUGUGAUGGCCCAAGAGGAUACAAUGUCACAGAGAAGUGACUCCUCCAAGUCUACAAGUGGUUGUUCAUCCAUGAUACCCCAGACAGACCCAGGACCAAGCCGGGAGAAACGAAAAGCCAGUGUUGACACAACAAGUAGUACCAGCCCUCCACAGGAGCAGCCUUCUAACAAGCGCCAAAAAUUACAAGUGAGCAUCAGUGGAAAUCAGACAUUCAGCCGGCGACUUGGUGACACGUUUGUGCAGAGAAACUCUGCUUCUGCAGGCAGUAGACCAGCCUUUAAUACAUCCCUGUUUGCUUCGCCACUACAGAAUGACACCUCCCUUCUGGGUACAAGUUUCCAUGAGUCCAGUUUCUACCCUGGCAAGACAGUCUAUGGGGGACGAUCUUCAAUGUCAUUCAGCAACCGGAAGAAAAAAGUUGAUCUGAAUCAGUCACUGCCUGGCAGGCUAUCUGUUCCUGUGAAGGCUUUCAUGAAGGCCAAGCCCAGAGUAAACUCCAAUAAAGAGGCCGUGACCAGCUCGACUGCCAAGAGAAUCCUUGAGGCUCUUGAUAGGAUGCCUACGCCUGUCAAUGAUGCAAAAAGAAUCCCUGUGAUGCCCGGAAGUUGGACAGAAAGCGCAUCAUUCUCUAGAGACAGUCGGAGGGUAAUCUCCCGGAGUGGCCCUCCCACUCAGAAUUUGAACAUCAGUACCCAGGCCUCCAUCAGUCGUAACAGGCAGGUCAGCUUUACCCCACAGACUCGGCCAUCUACAGGCACGGUGCCACUUAUGCCACGACAGGACACAGUGCUAGUGGACAGUGAGGCUGCGGCGGGUUCCCGUAAGAUGACCAGGGACAAGUCAUACCACCGUGGCAGUGCCUCCGCCAAACCUACAACACUGGAGGAGGCUGAUACAGUGAUCAUUCCAGACCUCAAGACAGAUUUCACUCUCCCAGUGGGCUCCAUGCCUAAGUUUGCCUUCUCGGCCCCAUCGACGAAGAAGACGGCCCCUGCGGUCAUACUGAGCAAACCCUCAGCCACCAUGGUGGCCCCGCCCACUUCCACCCAGGGGGUAGGGAUCAAUACAGAAGCGACACCCAAUAAACCGUCGCUCAAUUUUACAUUCUCUUCACCGAUACAGGAGAUGAUGCCAGCAAACAAGCCAGCCUCACCACAGGCACAGGGGGGUUUCAAGUUCAGUUCACCCAUCAGUGUGGAUAAACAGCAGCAACAGCUAGUCAGCAGCACUAAACAUACUCCGUUCAGCCAGUCAGCAGUCAACUUCUCCACUCCUCCCUCAAUGGCAUAUGACUUCACAGCAAAGGCUAAACCUAAGCCAAAAGCUAAUGGACCAACAUCUUUUGACGCUGGGUCUGGUGGCCAUCUGGUUGCAUCUGAACUGAAACAAGGCAGUGUAAUGGAUAUUUUAGGAGGAGGAGGCUUCAGUAAGCCCAAAGAAAGCCCGUCAUCUAGCAUCAAUGGUGGCAGUGUUAGUCAGGCCAGUUCUAGCAAGGGAGGAAUGUUGUUUGGUAAAAGUACCGCAGGUGCGUCUGCUCCACCUCUCAGUGCGAUGUUCAAGUCAAGCGGUUGGCAGUGCGAAGUUUGUCUCGUUGAUAAUAAGCAGGAGUCUGAGAAAUGUAUCGCCUGCCAGACAUCCAAGCCUGCUUCCAAGACACCGGCCAGUAAUGUGCAAGACAGCAGCGGUGACCUGAUGGCCAAGUUUCAGACCCCAUCUGGCCAGUGGUCUUGUGAUACAUGUUUGCUACAAAAUAAACCUGACCUUGACAAGUGUAUAGCCUGUCAGACACCCAAGCCUGCAGCCAAGUCACAGAUUAGUAAAGUAUCUGACAAUGGCAGUGACCUGUUGGCCAAGUUUAAGACCCCGUCUGGCCAGUGGACGUGUGAUGUGUGUAUGGUACAGAAUAAACCUGAACUUGACAAAUGUGUAUGCUGUCAAACCCCAAACCCUGCCUCAAGUAAGCCUGCCUCGUUGUUCAAAUCUGGUUCCGUGCUGCCUGGUAACUGGAUAUGUCAAACCUGCCUGAUACAGAACAAAAAGGUUGACAACAUCUGUGGGGCGUGUAAGACUGCAAAGCCAACAGACACAAGCACCACAACAACUGCCUCAAGCAAUAAGGAUGACAGUUUGAUGGCCAAGUUCAAGCCAGCAGCCGGACAGUGGGAAUGUGAAGUGUGUAUGGUGCAGAACAAGACGGAUACUUCAACAUGUAUAGCAUGCCAGUCGGCCAAACCUAGCAAGGCGUUCAAGCCACCCCCUGGUGACUGGACCUGCGACACUUGCCUAGUGGAGAACAAGGCCACCGACAACAACUGUAUCGCAUGUAGCUAUGCAAGGCCCGGACCACCUAGAACACUGGCUGUUCCAAGCUGUGCAAAUUCCUUCACCACAGCUCAAAGUGGCAAAAUAGAAGUAAUGCCGACUGGAGGCUUCAGUUUCAAGUCCACAUCAAGUGAAUCUGCAAAGUCUGGCUUCUCCUUUAACACAACUACUUCUGAGAGCAAAUCUAAUGACUUGAGUGGAAGCACUGGUGGUUUUAAGUUUGACUCUGGGUCAAGUUCCACAAAUUCUAGCACGAGUGCAGGUUUUAAAUUUGGAAGUGAUACUGUGACUAAAGCAAGUGAAAAUUCUAGUUCUACGGGUGGUUUUAAAUUUGGUGGUGAAAACAAGACUUCAAAUAAUGCGGGUGGAUUUAAAUUUGGAGAUAGUGACGUUAAAACUGGUGAUAAAAAGGAACAAGAUGUCAGUGCACAGAAAGUUGGCGGAUUUUCAUUCACACAGCCAUCAGAAUCUUCGCAGAACUCUGUUUCCAGUAGUCAGUCAUCUAGUACACCUCUUGGCGGAUUUACAUUCGGUAGUAAGCCCGAGGGUAACAUGGGCUCCUCACAAACUAGUUCUUUAAGUGCAGUUGGAUUUGGUUUGAAAUCAACAGACUCUAGUUUGAAAACAAGUGACAAUGACACUAAUCAAAUAGGUCAAAUUGAGACCGCUUCGAAGCCAGCAUUUAGAGGAUACACGUUUGGUCAAGGCAGUUCAGAACCAGCGAAGACAGCAGCCCUGGGAGGGUUUACAUUUGGGGCAGCUCAACCUGCUUCUGACCCGGGCAAGACAGCAACCCCUGCAAAACGUGGCAGGGAUGAAGAUACUGGUGAGACGGCUUCAAAGAAGUCCUUCAGCUUUGGUCAGGCUACAAACGGGCCCACAUCUACACCCUUCCAACUCAACGCAGCUGCUGCAAACACUGGUGCCAGUUCUGUCCCAGGGUCUUUAGUAUUUGGCCAGAAACCUACAGAGAGUACAGCAAACUCUGGUUUGUUUGCAUUUGGAGCAGGCAAAUCCAGUGCCCCCUCAUCUUCAAUCACUCCAAGUGUAUUUGGAUCAGCUCUACAAGCAUCAUCUGCUUCUACAGUUACUCCGGUGUUUGGUUCAGAAACAUCAGCAUCAGCAACAACAAUGUCUUCAGUAUUUGGACAAGCUGCUGCAUCUUCAACCGCAUCAGGAGUAUUUGGUCAGCCCGCCUCUGGUAUGACCAGCAGUGUAUUUGGACAAGCUGCUUCGACAACUAGCAGUGUGUUUGGUCAGUCUUCAGGGUUGGCGGCAUCUACAGGGACGCCAGUAUUUGGACAGACUGCCGCCUCUACAACAGCAGCAGCCGUACCACUUUUCCAGUUUGGUCAAAACACCACACCCGCCACCACAAGCUCACUGUUUGCGUUCGGGGGAAGCUCUGUGCAGAGCACCACUACUGCAGUCGCUCCUACGUUCAACACUGGCCCGCCUUCAUUCAAUUUUGGGCAGAAACCAGAUACCUCAACUACCUCUGCGCCAGUUUUCAAAUUUGGAGCUGCACCAGAAUCACAACCUUCUGCAACCACCACACACUUCACAGGAGCAUUUGGUACAUCAAACAACACUGGAUCAACAGGCAUUGGCUCUGCUUUUGGUGGCAACACCCUUUCAACAACACCAUCAUUUGGUGCGACCCCGCCUGUAUUUGGAACAAAUGCUGCUCCAACUGCUACACCAUCAUUUGGAGGGUUUGGCGGCUCUCAGCCAGUGGCUCCUGCCAGUGGAGUGUUUCAGUUUGGGGCAAAGCCAACAGAGAGCAGCUCAGCUCCGGCUCAACCAGGCUAUAACUUUGCAGCCCCUGGAGGAGGUACCAACUUCAAUUUCCAGAAUCAAAGUGGUCAGGCUGCAAAUCCAUUCAGUGCGGGAUCAUCAGGCACGCCUACAACAGAAGGAAGAAAAAUUAAAAAGGCAACUCGUCGGAUAAAAAGAUGAUGAAAAUCCGAUCAUAGUCUGUGUACAGAAUAUUUAUUUGUGUUUAUAAAAAAAAAUGAAAAUUGUGUGCAGGAGAUCGAUUGAUCUUGACAUUAAAUUUUCUUCUGUUUUAAUCUUGUAUUUGUUUUUAGCUUGUCUGUUUUUCAAAGAAAGAUGUGGAGAUUGUAAUAGCCUUUGGUGUCAUCCGUAGAUAUGGUGUGCACAAACUUUUACCUUUUCCUUUAAGGGACUAGACACCAGAUGAUACAAGUGCAAAAAAAUGAGAAAAUUGACAAAAACUUACAGUGAUAACGUAGUGUACAAUGCAUUGAAUCUUACUUCCUGAUGCAUCACAUCAUUUAUGACACAUGUAUCUUUCGCAGCUUUUGCGUAUUCUAAUUCGAAAUCUACCUACUGCCUACCACGUAAAUCCCAAUUUAUUUAAAAAUAACAUCAGUAUAUGUAUCUGUACUAAUGCGCUAUUUUUAAACUGGCAAAAUAUUCUAUAAAUCAUGAAAAUGAUGCCUCAUACUAGCUGGUAUUGACAAUUCUACGUUUUUGUGGAAAUAAUGUAUUUGCCAAUUUUGGGACCAUCUGGUGUCCAGCCCCUUUAACUCUAUUUUUUUUUCAAGACAUUCAAACGGAACUUGGUAUACAUAUUACCAUAGACAAAACUCACUUUGUGCAACUUGGAAAAAACAACUGGGUGGCGUUAGCUUCACAGCACUCUUGUUAAGUAUUUGGUACAGCUGAUUUUUCAGAGUGUGUUUCUAUAAACGAAAAAUGUUUUGACAUUUAGUUGUAGUAUUGCACAGCAGAUUCUGAUUUUGGCCGUUUAAUCUUUGUAAUUUUAUUAUUAUAAUUAUUUAUGCAUAAAUGCAAACUUAAUAUUUACUUGGGUACAUGAUAGCUACAUGUAUAAAAAUGGUUAAACUGCCAAAGGUGUCAAAGUGCUAUUCUAUCAAACACAUUGAUCUGGAAUUGUAAAUUAAAACAUAAUCAUGAUUAUCAUUGAUUGUUUUGAAAAUGUUCACAUUUUAUUUGCCAGUUAGAAUAUGUUUUCAAAUUAAUCGCAGAUGUUAAAUAUAUCAAAGUUUACAAUGGAGACUACUAUUCAUUACAGUCAUGUUGUUUAAAGCUGCCCUCUCACAGAUAAACUGUUUUGACAACUUUUUAAUGUUUUUGUCAUGGAAUUAGCCAAUUAUUGCUUAAAUGUCUGGAAACCAGUGAUUGAAGGUUUCUGAAAAGGAUAAGAUAGCGGUUUUCCUAUUUACAUAAAAAAAUUAUGUUGUAUAUCGAAGAACUAAAAGAACUAUUAUUUUCUAAAAGUGUUAGUAAUGCUUUAAGCCAUUAAACAUUUAUUUUCAAACCGAAUUAUGAAAAGUGGGAUCUGAUCUUUUGUCAGCAGACCUAUAUCACUGGUUUCCAGACAUUUAUGAGAAAAUUGGCUCAUUCAAAACAAAAAAAAAUAAAAAAAGUUGUUGAAACGAUCAAUUUGUGAGAGUGCAGCUUUAACAUGUAACUCAUUCCUAAUUAAUGUGAUGUAAAAUAUAAACUAGUUGUGUGUAACCUUUUCAUAUUGACAAAGGGGGCUUAUGAGCACAGCAUUUUAUUAUGGGGUAGGCUUUUUACUGUGGGCAUAUUUUUUCAAACUCUAUAGACCCAUUGAAUUGUAUUAUUGCCAUUGUAUAUAUUGUACAUAAUCGUGUUUAAAUUUUGUAUCAGUUGUAUGUAUAAAAAAAAUGACUCACAGAUGUAUUGAAUGACUCACCAAUUUAUAACAGUAGAUGAAGAAGAAGAAAAACCCAAUGUCUUUCGGAAAAUCACCAGAACAUAGCGGUAUGGAAGCAGAUGCUUGUACGAGAUGAGAAACACUUGGAUUUCGCUUGGCUUUGUGAUAAUAUAUUUGAAGCAAAAAAAGCAACAUACUUAUAGCCUCAAUCAUGAUCUUUGAUAUUGACAUAAACUUAAUGCAAAUUAUAUGAAUUGUCUUAUAUUGUCUUAUUAAUUUGAGCAAAUGUUUUUUGCCAAUUGUGUUCUGACUUAAAAGUGCUGAUAUGGUACCAAAGUAAAGCUUAAAUGUCUUCAUGGCACCAGGUUAUGUGGGAAUAAUUAAUAUAGGUUCGGCAUUUUUUUUACAUUUUCUUCAAAGCAUUGUUUUUCUGCUUGAAUUUUAAAAUAUAGGGUCAGUAGGCACAAGAAAUUAUGAUGAAAUGCAUUUUUAGCUAGUCGGUCGAAAUACCAUUGAGCGCUCUUGUUAAUAUUCCUGACCUUGGUAUAAAUAAACACAAGCAAUUCUAUAGAAUACUGCCUUUAAAGAAAUGCAUAACAAGAUUAUUUGAAGCCAGUAAAUGCCAUUAGGAAGGCUUGAUAAAAAGUGCUAUGUUUCUCGUGAUGACUAUCGGAACAUUAUCUCAUUUGUGAGCAAGAAGAGCGAAAGUCGGGAGAAAGGGACGGCAAUUUUAGGGAGUUUAUUAAAUUAAAUUUUAGGGAGCUAUAGGGAGAGAUAUUUCUCAUAUUUAUGAUGUUUAAUCCUGAAACCGUUGGUUGUAUGAAUGCCUAUGAUAUUAGUAUUGUAGUAUAGAGCAGUUGUAUUGUUUUUGCUAUUCAAAUUUCAACUACACACACACAUGUCUUGACUAUAUGACAUAUCUUGAUUUCACUAGCGUUGGAAAUUUGCUACUUAUACAUUUUUGAUAAAAUUGGGGUAAAAAGAAGAGUUAUAGAAAAUGUUAGUUAUAAUCUGGUUUAUAUUACUCUGGUUAAUAUUAAGUCAGUAUUAACUUUUAAAUUUGGACAUAGAGGCAAAACCUGUUGGCUUGAUAUUUCAGGGACUGGCCAAAAUACUCUGAGCCUUGCAAAUAUCGAGCCAAGCGGAAAUGCUUACAAUAAGUAAAAAUUAAUCUGUUCUUUACAUCAAGUUCGAGCCAACUAGGAAAUCGAGCCAAUAGGUUUCUUCUCAUGUCACAAUCAAGAAGCAUUUCAAGAUACCUAGUGUAUUUCAAGGAAUACGAGUAUACAUGUUACAUCUAUCUAUUUUUUUCCUCCACUACUUUUUGCUAUACAUUUGUCCACAUUUCUGCACAUCAUUCUUCGAGACAGGGGUUCUAAAUGCAAACGUUAAUCUUGAAAUCAGGGUUAAGACUUUUUAACUACAGGUUUUUGUAACUGGCCCCAAUUUCUCGAAACUUCUCACGCUUAACUGACUUAAGUAGCUUAUUUCAAAAACUCAAAACAUACUUAAUUGAAUUUUGAUAAAUAAAUAAAAUAGUUCCUUGUGAUUACCAUAAAGAUAAUUCCUAUCUUAAGCAUUAAAGCUCUUAUAAAAAGAAAUAUUAUGCAAAUUAUUGAGAAAAAAACCAAAAAUAUUGAGCUUAGCUUAAUUGUUUUAUAAGAGACUUAAGAAGUUUCGAGAAAGUGGGGCCAGAACUUAGUAAAAAUUGGUUGAUCAGAUAUUUGCAUCAAAAACAAUAGUAAGUACCUUGGAAUAAGUAUUAUUGACUUUAGAAACAGUUACAACAGGGGUCUAAGCCCCGUUACCCUGCUUUUGGACUUGAAGCCCUUAUACUCAAGCAGACCCUCGGCUUUUUCAGGAUUGACAAUAAUCAGCUGUUAGAACCCCUGUCAAGAUGAGCCAUACCUUUAUAUGUAAAUCUGACAUCACUGGAUGUUUUUGUUCAUUGCACAUUUUUUUUGCAUGUCGCACAAAAAAUUGUGAUACUGUCACUUGCUUUAAUAGUAAAAGAACUUAUGAAUAUGGUCAGUAUUGCAAAUAUGUUCUAAUCUGAACUUCCGUCAUACAUACCGGGCUCAUCUGUUGUCAACGCAUAAAACUUCCUUAGAUAUAAAAAACAAAAACAGAAGGGUGGGCGCCUAUUUCGUAGGUAGGGUCGGGUAACCCGAACCAAAUGUUUGGGGUUUUUUUAGGACAAAUUAGAGUAAGUUGACAGUCUACUUCCUUCUGUUUUGUUUUUAAGUGUGCUUGCUUGGAGUGAUAAGCUGGUUUUGUCACAGGGUUUCAGGAUUAACUCAACCUUUGAGUCGCCACUGUGAUGCAUUUGUUGUUAUUGAUUAUUUGAUUAUUGAAAACCACAUGUACUGCAGAAUUUCAUUGCUGAGUUUUUCAGUUGUGAAAAACAGGUUGCUCAAAUGUUUUUAAAUUAUAUGUAACUCUGUGUAUUAAUAAUGGUACUUAUGAAGUGCGUUGUUACAUAAAAUAGUUUUGUUUAUCAAUUUUAUAAUAAAAAACAAUGGCUUUGAAAUUCUGCAUAUGAGAUGAAAGUGAAAAAAACUCGGAGCCGCUAACUUGACAAUAAAUGAAAAAAGCUCCAGAAA
Messenger RNA from Mya arenaria, 9179 nucleotides. Its product is annotated as nuclear pore complex protein Nup153-like. Gene Ontology annotation, molecular function: structural constituent of nuclear pore. NCBI's taxonomy places the organism in Eukaryota, Metazoa, Mollusca, Bivalvia, Myida, Myidae. Gene Ontology annotation, biological process: protein import into nucleus; RNA export from nucleus. The record is from RefSeq and is a predicted model, not a curated record. Gene Ontology annotation, cellular component: nuclear pore. The transcript has 28 exons. Bases 147 to 4865 code for a protein of 1572 amino acids.